This is a messenger RNA of Notothenia coriiceps (black rockcod), 2917 nucleotides long. Its product is annotated as filamin-A-interacting protein 1-like. The record is from RefSeq and is a predicted model, not a curated record. Bases 213 to 2909 code for a protein of 898 amino acids. The transcript has 2 exons. NCBI's taxonomy places the organism in Eukaryota, Metazoa, Chordata, Actinopteri, Perciformes, Nototheniidae.
CCUCUCUGACUGUGAGAGUCUCAGAGGAAGCAGAUUACCUCCUGCUUUGGCUUUAAAAACAGAUAUGGAUCAACCUGCUCUGCUUCAACACCGCUCGACUCAAAAGGCUGUUGGAGCAGGAGAAGGGCUAUCAGGCUCGUAAGGACACGGAUCACAACCGGCGGCUGGAGAAAAUUCGAGCGGAGCUGGUGAAACUCAAGUCUUUCGCCCUGAUGUUGGUGGACGAGAGGCAGCUGCACAUCGAGCAAAUCGACCAACAGACCCAGAAGAUCCAGGAGUUCGUUCAGAAGCUUCAGGAGAAAGAGCAGCGUCUAUCGGCCGUCAGCGAAACUGCCAAAGAAGACGGACAGAAACUCCUCAACCUAGAGAACGAGCUGGAGCACAGAGCGGCUAAAUGUGCACAGGAACACGAGGAAAUGACGGCAAAACUGGCAAACGAAGAGUCCCAAAGCCGGCAGCUCAGAUUGAAGAUGGCCGGGUUGGCGCACAAGAUCGAAGAGUUAGAGGAGAGGAAUACGUUGCUGCAGAAAUCCGAAGAAGACCUGCAGGAGCUGAGGGAGAAGAUCAGCAAAGGGGAAUGCGGGGAUUCGUCUCUCAUGACCGAACUGGAGAAUCUGCGGAAGAAAGUUCUGGAGAUGGAGGGCAAGGAUGAGGAGAUAACCAAAACAGAGACUCAGUGCAGGGAGCUAAGGAAGAAGCUGCAAGGAGAGGAGAACCAUAGCAAGGAGCUGAGGCUGGAGGUGGAGAAACUGCAGAAAAGGAUGGUUGAACUGGAGAAACUGGAGGGGGCUUUCUGUAAAAGCAACACAGAGUGCGCUCAGCUUCAUGCAAUCCUGGAGAAAGAGAAACGUGUGGUGAAGGAUCUGGCCGGGGAGCUGGAGGCGGUGAAAACUCGCUUGAAGGAACUGGAGGGAUCGGAGACGAAGUUUGAAAAGGCAGAGACACUCUUAAAAGAAGAUCUGAUGAAGUUGAAGUCCUUCGCAGUGAUUCUGGUGGAUGACAGGAAGAAUAUGGCGGAGAGACUUAAACAAGAAGAACAAAAAAGUGAGGAUUUAAGCAAGAUGUUUAAAGCAGAGCAAGGCAAAGUUACAGAGGUCACAGAGAAGCUGAUCGAGGAGAGCAAGACACUUCUUAGAUUCAAAUCAGAAAUGGAGGUCAAGGUGUCGACGCUCGUUAAAGAGAAACACGAGUUGAAGACUCAACUCGCAAGUGAAGAGGAAAAGUGCAAGCAGAUGAAUACCAAACUUGGUGGUAUGAAAAUAAGAAUGGACGGACUCGAGGAGAAGUCGUUCAACAAGGAUUACAAGAGAAACCCAGACGAAGACAACAAAGUCAAAGAGCUCACGAUAGAAAUUGAAAGACUUAAAAGCAGGCUGAAACAACUUGAAGUGGUCGAAGGGGAUUUGAUGAAGACGGAGGACGAGUACGAUCUACUGGAGAAGAAGUUCAGAACGGAGCAGGACAAAGCCAACACUCUUUCAAAGAUUCUGGAAGAAAUGAAAAGUCAGAUCGCCAGGAACAAGGCCAUCGAGAAAGGAGAGGCCACAAGUCCCGAGGCUGAGCUGAGAAUCCGCUGCAAGUCGGAGGAAGCUAAAACCAGAGAGCUGCAAACUGACGUCCGGGCUUUGAAGGAGAAAAUCCACGAGCUGAUGAACAAGGAGGACCAGCUCUCUCAGCUGCAGGUGGACUAUUCUGUCCUGCAGCAGAGGUUCAUGGAGGAGGAAGAGAAGAAGCGGAGCAUGAGCUACGAUUUUGCAAACCUCGCCAACGAGCUGGAAGCCACGAAGCGCUAUAGUCGAGCCUUGAGACCUAGUAUGAACGGGAAGAGGAUGGUGAAUGUCCCGGUGACCUCCACCGCAGUACAAACAGAUGAGAUGAUUGGCGAACAAGCAGAGGACGACACAGCCGCGGGAUUCAUCCGUAAAUCAGUCCUCGAGGAAAACCACCUUAUGAACAACCUCAGACAACAGGGUCUAAAAAAGCCGGCAGUUCUUGAGCGAUUCCCUCCAGCGUCCGCAGAUCUGACGGACAAAAAAUCCUGGAUACCGUGGAUGAAAAAGAAAGCGGCUAUUAGUCUCACUCAGACUCUGACUGACAAGAUGAAUCGGGCGUCCUUGAUCAAUCCGCCGGAGACGAGAAGGCCGUGUCAACCAUUGCACAUUCGAGUUACCCCGGAUCACCUGAACAGCACCGCCACCUUGGAGAUAACCAGUCCCCGGGCGGAGGAUUUCUUCUCCAGCACCACCAUCAUCCCAACUCUCGGAAACCAGAAACCUCGCAUUACAAUCGUCCCAAAGACGCCAAUGACAAUGGCUUCGAAGAGCAAAGACUGCGAUGCUUUGGGAGGCUUCGAUCGAACCAAAUCUCCCGUCACGAUCACGGCCAUGUCCAGUGCCAAAAGUCCAGAAAGGUCCAAUGCUUGCAGUCCUUUGGAAAGACUUAAGUCGCCAGUGUCCUUUAUUAGGGUUAACUCCAUCCCUGUGGCUGAAACAUGUGCUGCACCUGAGCCAAAGGACGCAAGCCGACCCACGAUGAUAAAAAUGACACCAGACAAGUUACCUUUCAGGAAAUACAACGCCAACAGCAGCAUCAUCACCACGGAGGACAACAUGAUCCACAUCCACCUGGGUCCGCAGUACAAGAGGCCUUCGGAGGGAUGCAGCAGUUCAGUUUUGACGCUCAGAUCUUCAGAAAGCAGUAAGGAAGUGUCAACAGGAACCGUGCUGCGCUCACCACGACAAUCAUUGGUCGGGAAGACGAUUCAGAGCAAGAUGACGAGCAGCAUAACGAUCACACCAAUCUCCUCGACAUCCCCCAGACCAGCACCUUCAAUGGUGAGACUACUAAGUCCAACUCAGAGUGUUCAGUUCCUGCAUGCAUCUCAAUGUGACUGGAUAGCAAUAAGGUAAAGGCAGAA